AUGAAGCCGCUCUUCGCCGCGCUGCUGGCCGGCCUCCUCUGCACGCAGACAGUGUCUUCACUCUUCUGCUUCGUAUGCGACAAAGUGGACGAUAACAACAAAUGCUAUCGAACAAAGCAGUGUGGGGACACCGACCGCUACUGCAUAACAAAAUAUUUUGGUGGAGGUUCUGGUGAAAGACACAGGCAACUGAUCUCCAAAGAUUGCUCUGCCCAUUGUCCUUCCAUGGAACUCGAUAUCGGCUUGAUGGCUUUCUCAGUGAACUGCUGUGAAGAUUCCUUCUGCAAUACGAGUGGGGCUGUCAGUGUGAAGACGAGUUCCUUGUUGCUACUGGUGGGCUCCUUGGCCAGUAUCUUCUACAUCAUGGGAGCCAAUCUGUGA
Thamnophis elegans (Western terrestrial garter snake) is the source of this 381-nucleotide messenger RNA. Its product is annotated as lymphocyte antigen 6E-like. NCBI's taxonomy places the organism in Eukaryota, Metazoa, Chordata, Lepidosauria, Squamata, Natricidae. The record is from RefSeq and is a predicted model, not a curated record. The transcript is spliced from 3 exons. Bases 1 to 381 code for a protein of 126 amino acids. Gene Ontology annotation, molecular function: acetylcholine receptor inhibitor activity.